This is a messenger RNA of Effrenium voratum, 2583 nucleotides long. The record is from the annotation of a GenBank genome assembly. Lineage: Eukaryota; Dinophyceae; Suessiales; Symbiodiniaceae.
GUAGGCGCACCAACGUGCGAGUGCACUUGUAGACCAGCCUCAUCUUCCGAGUUUUGCCAAGAUGAGCGGGCAUCACACCCUGGCGAGCACCAAGGUGCACACCACGCGCCUGGCGUCCAGCGGCCGCAACAUGCCGGCCAAGGCACAGAACAUGCAGAACCUGCAGAACGUGCUGGCGGCCGCCAAAAAGAACAAGCCGGCAACAAGAGUGGAGAACGCGCGGAUGCUCCGGGCCAAGUUCACGGAGCUCCAGGACUCACCAGACGGAGCCGACUUGGACCCCCUCACCAUCCCCAAGUGCGUAGAGUGUGCGCACUGUGGCUGGCCUGUCUAUCCUCGGGAGUGCAAGGUGGCCACCAAGAAGACCUUUGCCCGGGCUGGGAUAGAUCGCGGCUCCAAGAAGGAGGAGGAGGCCAAGCGCCGAGCGGCCAUCCAGAAAGCGCUGGACGCCGGCGAGGAGAUCCCGCCAGAGCUUCUGAAGCAAGAAGGUGGAGGGCCAGCUGCCAGCGAGGCAGACAGUAGGGACACGGUGGAGAGGAUGGCCGACCAGCUGCAGGAGCUCGAGGACAAGAACCAAGAGCUGGAAAAAAGACUAGAGGACAUGGAAAACCAGUCCAAGUCGCUGGUGGAUGAGCGAGACAAGCUACAGGAAGAUUUGGACGAUGCAACCGACAAGAUAGAAUACAUGGAGGAAGCCGAGGAGAGGUGGCGAGACAAGGUUGCCAAGGCCAGGAUCGAGAACGAUCGCAUCUUGCAGGACUUGGAGCGCGCCAGCUUUGUGAGCUCCGACAGAGAGGGGGGCCUCAUCGCCUCUCUGCUGGACGCGAGGCAGCUCCGCGAGGUCAUCGCUGUUAUGAAGCGGCGGAGGGCGUUCAUGCUGGCCAACAUGCAGGAGGAGUUGCGGAAGCGACAAGAAGACGAUGAGAGGAAGACUGUCCUGAAUUCCUGGAAGAUUCGCAUCAUGAAGGAUGCCUUUCAGAAAGAGCUGGACGACCUGGACGUGCGGCGGCGGAAGGAGGUCCGAGAGCUACAAGAACAGCUUCUCACCGACAGGACUCACAUCACGGCGCUCCAGGUCCAUGUGGAGCAGCUGAGGGGCAAGCUGCGGCAAGCGGCCCACCGCAUGGUGGAGCGGUCGAUGAGCUCCAAAGUUUGGCCUUUUGCCCAGAGCCACGCGCUCCGGGCCUGGUGCGGCAUCCAUCCCAGCGUGGUGCUGGAGAAUGAGCUGGAAAGGACCAGGAAGAAGCUGCAGGAGACAGAGGAUGCUCUGGAUGAAGCCAACCAACGCGUGGAAGCGCUCAAAGUGGAGCUGGAGCAGACUACCACGGAGAGGGACGCCUUGCUCCAGAGGAUCGAGGCCGUGCUCGCGGAGAUGGAAUACAUCAAGGAGGAAGCAGGACUGGACGAAGACUCCAUUGCCAGAAAGAAGGCUGCGGUGAAAGCUCAUGAGGAUGAGUGGAAUCGCAGACUCAAGGAGGUGCAAGACAAGUUGGACGAGCUCCAAGAACUAUAUGACACCGAGACGGAGACCCUGGCGAAGCAGCUCAAGGCAACUCAGUCGAAGCUCGCCAUCACCCAAGACGCCCUGAACGCCACUUCCAUGCGCCCGGGCAGCGGGGCAGACCCGGAUGCCUUCCGGGUGGUGCCCAAUGGCCAGGGCAUACUCUGCUGCGGCUGUCUCAAGCAGAUUGUCCUCCGGGACGUCACGCCCUUGCCGCCGAAAGGCGCCAUGACCGCCUCCGCCCCAGACCUCGAGGAGGCAAGAAGAGCGUUCUUCAAGAAGGGCCUGGGGGGCCGUCUUCAACAGGAUGACAAGUUCCAGAACAUGCUCUGGAACGACGCGAAAGACCCCUACCGGCUGUCCAAGCUUGUGGCCGAGCCGGAGUUUCAGGUCAUUCGCGAUCCCAGCCCGAAGGCCGCGGAUGCCACGCCGCGCGCAGGCGCAGCGCCAACUUCAGGCCUCCCGGCCCUGAAGACGAAAGGAUUGGCUUCCCUGAAGAGCUCCAGCCGAGAUUUCAGGCCCCGAGUCUUCAGAUAGCGAGCGCGGUGCGGCCGCGGCCACGGGGUCACAAAUUCUGACAGCCUCUGCAGGAUGCAUGUUCGUAGAUAGCUGUUUCACGACCAUGUUUCAUUUGUGCCCUGUAACGGGGAAUAUAAUUCUCGUGUUUUUGAGUGCGUGGUGUUGGCCUCUACAUGUGUAGCGUGAUGCUGUGUCGGGUUCCUCUAAGAGGAAACCCGAUAACAGAACACUUUGGAGUCGGCGAUCAUGGUUCACGACCUGUGAUGUCCGUGUUAACGCCCAGUAUGAUGCGCCCGUUCCACUGGCAAGUCUUCAGCUGCAAAUGCAGCUUGCAGGUUAUGCCGUUUUGGCAAAAGGACACGUUUGUGAUUGACCUGCGUUUUUCUUGGAGCAUGGAAAGCGCUUGAGAGUAUGGCAUGGACUUUUGGAUUGAGCGAGGACAUACCGCAUUCAAUUCAUGGAGUGCAUUGCUGCAUUGCUGAGUGCAUGCCUGCAUUGGUUGGCUUGGCAGCUCUUCAAUCCAACCCAAGGUGUUUUAUUGGUUUCAGUGCGGCAUUGCGUUG